UUUGUAUAGUUAAAUUUGGCAUGUGAACUAUAACUGAAAUAGAAAACCAGAAUAGGGUACCUACAUUGCACUUUGCAGAUCACAAAGAUUUCUGUAAAAGAACAUACGAUUUACCAAUAUACCGUAUAGGUACUGAGCAUUAUAUAUAAGUUCUAUGGAUUUAUCAUAGUAAAUAAUAUAUUUUAUUAUGUCUAUGGCAAUCGUCAAUUGUCGAAAUUCGUCGGCGACGAUUAACAAUUCUAAUAAUUUCAGCAAAUACCAUUGUAUUAUAGGUACAUAUAAUAUAUUGAAUUUGAUUUCAGUGAACAAAAAACGGACAGUUCGAUAAACCGUAUAUAUUAUAAUUUUCAGCUCAUUGGAGCGAGAUGAAGAUGGAUAAAGAUAGCUGUUUCUUCGGCGAUGGCGGCACUCUAGCUAGGUUUCACCGGAAGAGCCGAUGUUUACGCAAAUGGUAUUCGUCAGUGGAGAUUUGUCAACUGCGAAUAAUAUAUCAUAAGCAGACUGAAAUGUGUGAACGUUGCAGUGUUUCGAAGACUAAGUUCUAUAGCAGAUUUUGAUUCGGACACGGGAUGUAUAAUUAUUAUUCAUAGGCCCAUGGUGAGCAAUGAUCAUGGAGGGAGAGUUUGCUGAUGUACAAGAGGACUUUUCUAAUGAUUUUUGUAAUAAAAUAAAUCAGAAUAUUAUCUUAGUUUAAAUCACCGGUUAUAUUAAUUUAAACAAAACAUUUUAUAUCUAUAUAUAUAUCUAUAGAUUAUAAAAAAAAUUAAUUAUAUAAAAAUAUUUAUUUAUCUACGAUGUGCAGUGCAUAUAUCCUCCAGUGCCGCUGGUCUCGUUGGAAAAUCAUAAAAAAUAACGGUCAUCGAGAUCAGAUGUACUGAAGACCACGGUCACGAUCAACAACAGUUUUGUAACUGUUGCCAGCUGAACAUGGAUGAUUGAGCGCCUAUAUCCACGAACGGGACAACCACCGCCUGCCGUGUGCACUGUACAGUACUACAGUCUGAUGAUCUUUGAUAAAGAAAUAUUGGCCAUAAUUAACAGCAAGCUGGAAUGUCUCGAGUACAUACACGAGAUUGGUUGUUCUAGAGCAGGGGUCACCAAAUGGCGGCCCGCGGGCCGCAUCCGGCCCGCGAAUGCAUUUUAACCGGCCCGCAGACUGAGAGGAAAAUCCAAUAAUUUAAUACGUACUUAUUAUAAAGCGCGACUGUUGUAAUAAUAAAUGUUGCAGGUAAUUUCUUAUCUUUGUACAUUAUUACUGCAUUAUUAGGUUUUUUCGGCUGCAACAAAUAUUAUACUAGCCGUGAAGCAUAUCUUAUCUUAUCUGUUUUAUUAUUUAUUUGAAAUUUCAUUACGACAAGUCGACAACUCGUUAAGUCACACAUAUUAAUAUACGUACUACACGUCAGUCCGUCAGUUAUCGGUGAGACGGUGGUGUCCGCUGCGACGUAAUUUUUGUUCGUCCGUUCCGUUUUGUUUAUUAAUUUUCGUAAUUAAAUAAUAUAUUAUUCUUUGUUUUAAUUUGACUAUGGAUAGAAAAAGAAGAAAAGUAGAAAAUGAAAAUAGACAGUUUUGUCCUGAAUGGAUGGACUUAUAUUGUUUUAUUUUACCAGAUAGAGUAGGUGCCUUACCUGUUUGUUUAAUUUGUAAUCAAACAGUGGCUGUUAUGAAAGUGUUUAAUAUCAAACGUCAUUAUGAGACACACAAGUCAUUUGCCGAAAAAUUCCCAUUGGGUACUGGCAUUCGUAAAACAAAAAUUGAAAAUCUAAAAAUGAAAUAUAAAUCGGCAACUCAAAUUUUGAGCCAUGCAAUGACUGAACAACAGAAAUGUGCACAGGCAUCUUUACAAAUUUCGUGGAUACUCGGUAAACAUAUGAAGCCAUUUACAGAUGCUGAUAUUGUUAAAGAAUGUAUGCUUCAAUCUGUAAAUAUACUGUUUGAAAAUAAAAAGGAAAUUGUCGAAACUUUUCGUCAUAUCCCAAUAUCAGCAUCCACUAACACGAGAAAUACUGAAGUACUGGCCAAAGAUAAUCACAAUCAGUUGAAACAAGAUCUAUCUACUGCUGAUUUUUAUUCUAUAGCCUUGGAUGAAUCUUGUGAUAUCACAGAUACAUCUCAGCUAAUAAUUCACGUGAGAUACUUGAGCAAUAUCAGUGGGGCAUUUUACGAAGAGUUAUUGACACUUUUGCCGUUAUCAGGGACCAGCAAAGGAAAUGAUUUGUACAAUGCUGUAGUAUUGUAUUUUGAAACAGAAAAUUUAAAUUUGAAAAAAAUUAUCUCUGUUACAACCGAUGGUGCACCAGCGAUGAUUGGCGCUCAUCAAGGCUUUGUUCAAAGAUUAAGAAAUGACCCUAAAUGCAACUCUGAUCUUUUAUCGUACCAUUGUAUCAUUCAUCAAAGCGUCCUUUGCUGCAAACUGGAUCCGUGUUUGGAAAAAAUUAUGAAAACAGUAAUGAGUAUUGUUAAUUUUAUACGUGCAAAAUCUUCACUCCAGCACAGACUAUUUAAGGCACUCGUUCAAGAAAAUGAUACUCAGUUUGACGAUUUAUUACUUCAUAAUAAUGUGAGAUGGCUGAGCAAAGGAAAUGUUUUGCAAAGGUUUUUUAACUUACUGAAUGAAAUUGAACUAUUUUUAAUUCAGAGUACACAUUUGUCUGCCAAAGACUAUCACGAAUUUAUCAGUGAUAAUAGUAACAUAGCAACUAUUGCGUUUUUGACAGAUAUAUUUCAACACAUAAAUUCGUUCAACUUGAAACUUCAAGGUAAUCAGAAACUAAUUUGCCAUUUAGUUUCUGAGGUAAAUUGUUUUUGUAGAAAAAUUGACUUUUUUUUACAAGAUGUUGGUAAUGAACGUUUACAUUUUCAUAACUUGAAAAAAAUUUGUAGAUGAAAAUCACGAGAUUGAUAUGACAAAUUUUACGAAGUUUUUGGAAAGUUUAAAAACUGAAUUCGAAAGACGCUUUGCUGAUUUCAGAAAAAUCAAAAACGUUGUACAACUAUUGAACAGUAGUUUUACUCUGCAGCCUGAUGGUGAAUGGAUUAACGAAGCAGAAAAUGUUUUCAACUGCAAUAGAGCACAUCUUCAAAUGGAAAUAAUUGAAUUUCAAUCAGAUGAUGUCCUAAAAAAUUUGUAUAAUGAAAAGUAUUCAAAAACUGAAAUUGAUUCUACAUAUUAUGAUGAAUUUUGGUUGAAAUAUGUAUCUGAAAAGAAAUACCCGAUGUUGAAAUUAUUGACAGUGAAAAUGUGUACAAUGUUUGGCUCCACAUACGUCUGUGAGUCUGCUUUUUCAAAAAUGAAUUAUAUCAAAAACAAAUUCCGAUCCCGACUCACCAACGAACACCUUGAAAUGAUGAUGAAGAUAGCUACCACAAACCAUAACCCCGACUUAAAGCAGCUAGUUGAAAGCAAGAUCUGCCAUUUUUCUCAUUGAAAAUAUUAAUUGAUAAUUGUUUCAUAUAUUUAUUAAAUUUAAUUAUAUUUGCAUUAGUUUUAGUUACAUAAUAAUUAAUAAGUGUACAUAUUUUUUUUUUAGAAAUAAAGUAUUUUUGACCAACCGGCAUAUUAUAAUAAUUAUUAUGAAAUUUGAAUUUUUAUGGCCCGCGAGAAUUUUCCGAAUUCUUAAUGUGGCCCGCGGAAAAUAUUAAUUGGUGACCCCUGUUCUAGAGUGUAAAAAUUUGAUUCAUAAUUUAUAAUUCUAUAAUUUUAAUACUUGUGGCCGGUGGGGAGGGGCAACAGGAGCAUCCCCAUCUGAAAAUUUUUUAACAGGCCACUGAUUUAAUGUAAUAGAUACCUACAUAAUAUUUUCUUUUAUAAGAAUAGUUACUCCGUCACUUUUAUUCAGAGUUCCUAUAGUUAAAAUUAUAAGAAUUUAAAUACAAUGUUAGUUCAUCAAAAUGCAAUCUAAUACUUCUGAUAUUUAUAUGUAUAUUAUUAUUAUUUAUUAUGUAUAUUGUAUGUACCAAUAUUAUAGAGUAUAGACGUGAGAAGUUUAGACGAGACACGGCGUGUGGUAUACGUAUAUACAUUAUACAUGUUAUAUACUAAAUAGUAAAUAUACUUAAUAUAUCAUAUUAUAAUAUCGAACAUAUUAUAUUAUUACCUAUAUAUUUCUGUCAUCACUGCGGUGCGUUUUGUCGAGCGUUAUAUUUCUAUUAUUUAUAAUUUUAUAAAUCGUGAGCAACGCCUGUCGCAGCAGCAGAAGUCAAAAUCCAUUUCUGUCUCGUCGAUGCCGGUUCGACUGGCCACUUCAGACGUGAAGGCAAGACGCGAUCUCACGGAUCCGCGGCCACGGAAAGGUUCCACUUAAAUGCCAGACUACAUUGCAAUGUGGUUUGGAGCCGCCGAGGUCGAGUCCGCCCCGAUGCAUGUUUUGGCUGAGUCCGAAAACACCCCGACGAAACCACUUCACGUGACAGUAUAGUGAUUGAGGCGCUCACUUAUUGGCAGGACCUGCAGGUAGGUGAUACCCCCCCCCCCCGCCCCUACACGCACACCAUAGCGAUGAAACGUAACCUCGGUAACCGCAAUUAAAUCUAAACCCCGUUCUCUGUGGAGUCAGACUAAAAAGUUCGUCAGGCGCAUUUUUUGUUGCGUUAGAUAUAUCCUGUCCCUAUAAUAUAUAAAAUGUAGCGGUACGUGUGUUGAAAUAAAAUGUUUGCCUAGAUUUAAGAUGACUAUACUGUAAAUCCUAUAUUGAUAAAUGAUCUACUCAAUUAUAUAUUUUGGGCUCCCUCACGAGAGUGUCAGAGGGGCCCAGUAUUCUUGUUACCGAGAAAUGAAAUAAAUAAAAUAAAUAAAUAAAUAUGCAGUCUUAUAAAUUUUUAUUUAAUAUAUUACAGGUAUAUUAUUAAUUAUUAUUAUUAUAAAUUAACACUCUAGUUUAAAAUUAAUUUACGUGUCUUGUGAUAAUCGUGAAUAAAGAAUAUAUUGUAUUGGUACUCGUACUUAUGUAUAUUAUAUAUUCUUUCGCAGUUGUUUUGUAACAGGGGUAAGAAAUCAGAUGAGAAAUCGUAUACUAAAUUUUUUUUGACCAAGGAACAAAAAUUGUUAUCAACAUAAGUGUAAAGUAAGUACAUUGAAAAAACUUAAAACACUGCGAUAUCACGUGAAGUAUUAUAACGUGUAAUACAGCUAUUCUUGGA
This is a messenger RNA of Metopolophium dirhodum (rose-grain aphid), 5139 nucleotides long. Its product is annotated as general transcription factor II-I repeat domain-containing protein 2-like. The coding region runs from base 1526 to 2887 and encodes 453 amino acids. The transcript has 4 exons. The record is from RefSeq and is a predicted model, not a curated record. NCBI's taxonomy places the organism in Eukaryota, Metazoa, Arthropoda, Insecta, Hemiptera, Aphididae.